GGAGGGGAAAAAAGUAGCUAAACCUUCCUUAGCAUGACUGUGUUGUCUCCACGUAGUAAUAGUUGCUAUGUUAGCUCUCCCUCCUCGGUGUUUUAGCAGCUGUUGUCAUAGCACCGGGGCCUUCCGAACAAGUGUAAAUAGCUCAAUAUUGUAGCCUCUUCGCCUUACUUUUGUUAGCCGUGAUCGGGCUAUAGCUAGCUGCGUGGGUCAGUGUGUAUCAGUGUGUGUGAGUGUGUGUGUGUUUGUUGUGUCUUCUGCUAAGAAAUUAAUUAUAGUCUUCUUGUGUUGUUAGUUAGCGACAGUCUCACAGCAUGUCGCCCGUACUUUGACUUUUAUGCUAAUUUCACUUCGCCGGACAGAGCUUACAAACAGCCGUUGUCGCGUUUGGACAAUUUUUCGGCUGCUUUAAAUGAAGUCAGUGGGGUAUAUUAGUCUAAUUCACGGCAAACUUGUCAAUCACAUGUUCGACUCCUGGGUCUCUAAGUGUUGAAUACGGCGCUGUCAAGCCAUAGUAAAACGGGAAUUGAUAUAGUGCAAUCAGUGGUUGCAGUCUUGUGCCGCGACCAGCCUCACACAACUUUCUAACGCUGUAAUUAAAGAUGCUAGCCGAAACUCCAGCGGUGAAGUUAAUUAAACUUUAAGUCGGAUAUCUUAAUGUGUCCGACUUUGAAAGCAGGGCUGUUUUUUUUAAUUUACCUAAGCUUAUUAAAAAUUGUACUUGUUGGAGUCCAAAUCUUCCAACACACACAUAUAUAUAUAUAUAUAUUUUACUUACUUUAACUUAACUGCCGGUCCGUUGGAAAACAUUAAGUAGAAGUUCACUUAUAUAAUGAGGGAAAUGUUUGUAAUUAACUUAUACAUUCACACUCACGUGUUGCUCAUCGCUACGCAUCAUAAAACAAAAAAUACAUUUUAAAUUCUCUUUCAAUAAAGAUAAAAGCCUCAUAAGUUUACACUGACAUUUUCGUUCAUAUUUUUUUAAAUCUUAUAAUAUAAGUACUCAACAGUAUAUCAGUGCCAUGGUAUUUGUACGAUGUAUUGUGCUUUGAAAGGUUAUUAAAGUUAUUUUUUUGUGAAACGAAACGCAUUUGAAAAUGAAAGUGUUUUUCUCCUAUACUCGCAUUUAUAUUAAAUAGCUUUGACAUGAAGACGCUCUCAAACGUGCACAUUUUCACUAAAGUGAAAGUGAAAUAAGGCUGUUGUAAUAAGUUUUUCCCUGGCUUGUUAAAGGCUUGUAAACCUUUUGUUGAGGAUUUGCACUCAUUAGGUUCUUUCUUUAUGACUUGUUCCCAUUGUUCCCUCAUUUCAUUUUUUUGUUCCGACCAGUUGUCCGAAGGGUCUAGGCAGAGGAGGGGGUGGUGGUGGUUAGAUAGAUAGAUGGAUGGAUGAAUGAAUGAGCGAAUGAAUGAAUGAAUUCAAGACAAGGCAGCAGCGCUGAACCGUAAAGAAGUGGAAAACAAUAUCAUCUGCGUGCGUCUGUCAGUUGCAAAUGUGCUGUGUUGGCCUUUGUUUAUGGUUUCAGAAGGCAGACUGAGAUGUAGAGAGAAAGGCAGGAGAGUGUCCACAGAAAGAGAGAGCGAGCGAGGAAGAGAAAGAGCAAGAAAGAAAGAAAGGAAGAGAGAGAGAGAGAGACAUACACAGCCAUUCCCAGCCCGAGAGCCCAGCUAUUCUGCUACAGUGGAGUUAAUCAAGUUGAUGCAUACUGCUGCAGGUUAUGAGGACGGCAGGAUGGAGUUCCCAGACCACAGCAGACAUUUACUCCAGUGUCUGAGCGAGCAGCGGCACCAGGGCUUCCUGUGUGACUCCACUGUGCUGGUGGGCGAUGCUCAGUUCCGGGCCCACCGUGCUGUGUUGGCCUCCUGCAGCAUGUACUUUCACCUCUUCUACAAGGACCAGCUGGACAAGAGAGAUGUGGUGCACCUCAACAGCGACAUUGUCACAGCUCCGGCCUUUUCCCUGCUCCUGGAGUUCAUGUAUGAGGGCAAGCUGCAGUUCCAGGACCUUCCCGUGGAAGAUGUGCUGGCAGCGGCCAGCUACUUGCACAUGUAUGACAUUGUCAAGGUGUGUAAGAAACGUUUGAAGCAGAAAGCUACGGCGGAGGCAGACAGCACGCGCAGAGAGGAAGAUGGCGGGUCCAGCUGCUCCGACAAGGCUGAUAGUCUAUCAGAUGGUUCUACAGGCCGGCCUGCUACGGCCGACCUGCUACACAGUGACGAGGAGGAGGAGGCGAAGGCCGAGGGAGGACCGCUGUGGCUGAGGCUGCCCUCUGCGGACAGACCGGGGACACCGGCCAUGGCUACAACUAGUCCAGGCCAUGGCGAGGCAGAGAUGCAGGGUGGGGAAGGUCUGACCGAGGGUGGGAAGCUGCUCUCCCCGGCCGGCAGCCCCACCAGCUCCACUGGUUCCCUCUCACAGAGGUCCCACUGCUCCGUGAGCUCUCGUGGAGGGCGCAGGGGCAGGAGGGUGUCAAAUGAUGCGGCCGACUGCGUCUUGGAUCUGUCAGUCAAGCCAAUUGCCAGUAGCAACCACAGUAACCACCACCAGUCCUAUUUCAGCGGCGCAGCUACACCAGACAGCCUCCAAAGCCCAUUGGCAGUGAGGGUAAAGGUGGAGAGGGGUGUGGCUUCAGAUGAGGAAGAGGAACUGGGAGGUGGGGACUAUGACAUGGAGCACAGCGGCAUCACCAAGGCGACUGUUCCCAGCACCAACGGGGGCCUGACCCACCACGGGGUCGGAGGGCCUCUGUCGGCCCAGCGGAGGCUCGGCCUGGAAGCGCACCUGUCCGCUCUCCGAGAGGCCUCUCUGGCCUCAGAGCUGGAGCGGGACGAGAAGCCUUCUGCCACAGCGGACGACGAGGACAUUCUGGGGGGUGAAAAUGAGCGCGCUCAGGCCGAGGCUGCCAGCAUGGAUACUUCCCUGCUACCCUACGUCUCCAACAUGCUGUCAGCGCCACACACCCAGAUCUUCAUGUGCCCGCUGUGUAACAAGGUUUUCCCCUCCCCACACAUCCUCCAGCUUCACCUCAGCUCCCACUUCAGAGAGCAGGAGGGCAUCCGCUCCAAGCCCGCCGGAGACGUCAAUGUGCCCACCUGCACCAUCUGCAGCAAGACCUUCUCCUGCAUGUACACGCUGAAGCGCCACGAGCGGACACACUCCGGUGAGAAACCCUACACCUGCACCACCUGCGGCAAGAGCUUCCAAUACUCUCACAACCUCAGCCGCCACGCAGUGGUGCACACGCGUGAGAAGCCGCACGCUUGCAAGUGGUGCGAACGGCGCUUCACGCAGUCUGGGGACCUCUAUCGACACAUUCGCAAGUUCCAUUGCGAACUGGUCAACUCGCUGUCAGUGAAGAGCGAACCGCUGGCACUGCCCAAUGUCAGGGAUUGGGCGAUUGAGGACAGCUCCCAAGAACUGUGGAAGUAGAAACAGACUGCUGGGUUUGAUAAAGGGAAAGAGAGCAGAGAGAGUGAAAGAAGGUCAGAGAGGCCUGGGGAGGUGAAAGGGAGGUGGCAAAGUUUGAUAUUUGGGGUUCAAGUAAGUUAUGUUCUUGUGUGUCGCAAAAUCUCAUUCAAUUGCACUUUAAUAGCACAUGAAAUUGUUACUACUGAGUUUUUUUUUUUUGUUGUUGUUGUUGUCAUUGCUAUUUGGCGUUAUUUUGUUUUAUUUUAUUUUAUUCUGAACUCUUUAUUUUUAUUUGGCUUAAGUUCUGUUAGGUGGUUUUGUCAUUGCGUCUGAGGACAUGGGUCCCAGCGAGAACGUCUCGCCUUUUCGAAGAGUUUCCACUCUGUUUCAUCUCAGACACAACACUCCGACUCUGGUCAGCGUAUCGGUCCCAGUUCCACAGACAGCAAACGCCACUGCAGGAGUUCAGGUCGAACACACUGAAGUGAAAUAAAAAGCAUUACAAUACACUAAACGGGUACUGUGAUCACCACAAGUCGAUACCACCACACACGGCACGCGCAGUUUUGAAGGAGUGAGCGUGUUUGUGUGUGAGUGUGAUACUGCACUACUCUGGCAAAAAUUUCACCUGACGUGCGUGAGUGUGUGUGAGUGUGUUUUGUGUGUAAUAUUCUUAUUUUCCACUGGCAUGGAGGUGUCGUUGUUGAAGCGCUCCCUGCUUCUCUUGUUAAGCUCUUUUGGUGUUGUGUGUUCAGGGUAAAGCUGACUGACUGACAGACAAACUGAUGGCACUCAUGCAAUGCACAGCCUCCUUUUUUUUCCACUUCCAAUCAAUCUGAAGUAUUUUCUAAAAAUGAAAAGACCUUUACAAAUUAUUAUUAUUAUUAUAAUUAUUAUUAUUAUUGUUAUUGAUAGAAUUUUUUUCUUAAAUGUAGCUGGCAGUCUUUAAAACAUCUCUUGUUGAAAAGGUAUUUAAUUUAAGGUUGUUGUAUAUUGUUCUGCUAUAGUUUUAGAACUUUAAUCCGUUACUUUUUUUUUAAAUUAAUGAUUAUUAUUAUUAUUAUUAUUAUUAUUUUGUUACUUUUUUUUGUAAUGGGACCUGCUGUUGUUGCAUGACGUCCAAACCUGUAUAUUUUAAAAUAAAAAUGUGAAUUUGCUGUAUUACUGUACACAAUGUAAUUGAUCAAAUAUUUGACAACGGGCUUUCCUUUUCUUUUCUUUGUGAAUACUACUCCAGGGUGCGGUCUGUUGAAAAACUGAAUAUUAUUCUCACGACUGUGGAAAAAAAUGCAUGAAAAUUUGAUUUUGUCUUAAACCUUUCAGUUGUGGUUUUUUGCAUUGGGGGUGGGGAUGUUUGAACAUAACACUUUUGACAGUGAGAAGUUGGAUUUGUUUUCUGCUCGUCGUAGGGUCUGUCGCUGGGCUCGUAGAAGAACGUCACUGAAUGUGUUUCCGUCGGAUGUUGAAGCGAUAUGAUGAAGCAUUUUAAGCCUGUGUCUAUAUGCACUGAUCUCUCUGCUGCGAGUGUGUGUUUGUGCGUGUGUGUGUGUGUGCACGCGUGUGUGUGUUUAUGAGCGUGUGGCUUGGUUAUUACCAGUCAAUUUAACCUACUGAAGAUCUACGUCCACCCAGCACUUCCUGCUCCUCCUCAGGCAUUAAAUCUCUCCACUGCUGUAUGUUUGUUUUCCAUCUCUUGUGUCUCCGUCCUCUCCAGCUCUGGACAUGGUCAAGCCAUUUUAUUUUGAAAUUAUCUCUGCUCAUUGAAGAUUUAUUUUACAUCUGUCGAGUGCAGUUAUGUGACUUUGACUUGGCUAAAGAAUAGCUGGAAUAGGGGGGAAUAAAAAGAAGAAGGAGGGAUGCUGGAUCCGAGCUGUCCUGCUGAAAGUUGAAGGGUCAGAUGUCUUCGUCGUACUGUUGCGUCACAUUGAGCUGAGCUGUUCUGAGCCGAGCAGGGCCGUGCUGAUCCAGUACAAUGAUGCACCCGACUCGGCGUGGUGCACUUCACGUCGGUGGCGUGAAUGUGAUGAGAUGUUCUUGUGUGUGUGUGUGUGUGUUUCCCUCUUAAAACACAGUCCUCACUCUGAGUUCAGUGGGAGAGAAUCGGCAUGCCUGAAUGCACCUUUUUAAGCUAAAAGACGUGAAAUCAGAUUUUUUGCUGAAAAGAUGCCUUUAUUUAAAAAAAAAAACAAACAAAAAAAAACAUUUUUGACGCUAUGGAAGUAUUU
Messenger RNA from Scatophagus argus, 5630 nucleotides. RefSeq names its product zinc finger and BTB domain containing 18 (gene zbtb18). Gene Ontology annotation, biological process: regulation of transcription by RNA polymerase II. Gene Ontology annotation, cellular component: nucleus. Bases 1513 to 3426 code for a protein of 637 amino acids. Gene Ontology annotation, molecular function: RNA polymerase II cis-regulatory region sequence-specific DNA binding; DNA-binding transcription factor activity, RNA polymerase II-specific; protein binding. NCBI's taxonomy places the organism in Eukaryota, Metazoa, Chordata, Actinopteri, Scatophagidae. The record is from RefSeq and is a predicted model, not a curated record. The transcript is spliced from 3 exons.